Molecule: messenger RNA, 562 nt
Organism: Gossypium arboreum
Lineage: Eukaryota; Viridiplantae; Streptophyta; Magnoliopsida; Malvales; Malvaceae
Exons: 2
Coding region: 206-433 (75 amino acids)
Source: RefSeq, a predicted model, not a curated record
UUGAGGGAGCUGGUUUCAUUUUAUAUUCUUAUAAAAGCGCAAGGGAAGUUAAAAAACGCAAAGGGGCAGUCUAAAGAAAACCGGGAACUAGUGGUCGAGAUCCGGCAAAUUUUCGUCGGAUUUCGUCCAUUUGUCGUCGGGGUUCGAUAGUACUCUCUCUCUUUCUAAGUUUCUAACCGCCGGAGUAGAAAGGAAUUAUCAAAAAAUGAAGGGAUCUACACAUCUUGUUGCGACUUUGCUCGCUGCUUCCACGGUGGCGCUCUCAUCAUCUUCCUCCCCCGGAAUCCACAAUGUUUCAUUUCCUCCUACCUCUUCCAACCAGGGGACAAGAAAUGGUGCGUCGAGGAAUUUAACGGCGACAGAGCGGGAGAAUUUCACGCCACGAUUUGAUGGGUUGAGAUUCAUAGAAACAUUGAUCACAGCUCACAGAUAGGAGGAGAUGAUUAGUAACACAAAAUACCGUCCUUUCUCGCCGUUUAUUAAUUAGAUUUUAUUUAUUUUGUUGGGUAAAAUUUUAAUUGUUACAUUAUGAAGUAACGUUUUUCUUGGUAUUGUUUAAUAA